AUGUGGUUCCGCUCCAAGUCCCACGCUGCUCCGUCCAGUUCUCGCAGCCGCGCCGCGAAGCACAACCUGGACUUCCUCAAUAGCCACGGGUUCGCUCCGCAGAACUCGAAGCUCAUGUCUCGUAUCGCGGAAAGCUCGUCGUUCAAUCCGUCUGGCAAGUGCGUGGUUGAGGAGGGCGAAGUCCAGGAUCAUCCAUCUCACGGCGGCGACGGGGGGGUGGGAAGAGCUGGCGGAGAAGGGGCGGAAGAGGGAGGGAGUCGCGCGGGGAUGGGCACGGAGAGAUUGGCGGAGGAAGGGAGAGCUGGCGGAGAAAGCUGUUGGGGGAGCAGGGGAGCGAGGGUGAGCAGCAGCAGUCAUGAAAAUGCGGCGGGUGUCGCGAAGGAAAUGCGCGCGCCCAGCAGCAUUGCGGAUGGCGCGGAGAGCGCAGUGGGGGGGAAGGCGACCGCGGAGGGGGCUCCCAUGAAUCGCAGUCUGACGGCGGACGCGACGGGGACGAACAUGGCGCGGGGAACGCCGAAGGACAUGGGGGACUUGAGCGCGGGUGGGGCGAGCAUGUGGGGCGCGGGGAGGGCGAGCGUGGGAGGGGCGAUCUUGAAGCGGUCGGUGAGCGACGUGCUGCUACAGGACGCGGAGAUAGACGAGAUGGACAGAGACGUGCUGCAAGAGGCGUUUUCGCGAGUGGUGGCGCUGCAGCAGCGCGUGCAGCAUUACCGCGAUCUGGGGGUGUUCCUGCUGCACAUGGUGCUCUUCACCACCAUCCUCUACCUGCAGGCCGACUCCUCCCGCUCCUACGACAUCACCGCCGCGCACUCCGUGCUCUACCCCACUGGCAUGAGUGCGGACGCAUUAAACACCUUUGCUGGCCCUGGUGACUUGUACGAGUGGCUUAACACCUCCAUCGUGCAGAACCUCUGGGCGGACCCACCUUGUGGCGACGGCACGUGCGACCGCCCCUUCCAGUUCCCCGCCUUCGGCCGCUUCGGCUGCCAAGCGGAUUGCGGCACCUUCCCCAACCUCACCUCUAUCGUAAUCAGCUUCUCCUCCCAGCUCGACGCCACCCAGGACGCUGCGGACGAACCUUCCUGGAACCUCUGCAUGGUUAACCCCAUCUCCCUCUGCUGGGGCGCCGUGCACGCGCCCCCUCCCGGCACACGCCGCUUCUCCGUCAUUGGCUCCGCCAGCAGUGUGCAGCUGGCGGCAUGGGGGGACUGCGCGAAGAGCGAGGUGGCGGGGGCGUUUGUGGACUGUGCGCGCAUGUGCGUCGUGGAGCCCUCUGCCAUCACCCCCUAUGCCGGAACUCCCUGUCCCGUGCCGGACAUAGCUUCGCUGUUCCCCAACACUCCGUGCAACACAUCAAGCUCAAGCCAAACGACUCGCAUGACCCCCACCAACCGCCGCAAGGCACUGUACCGCGGCCUCCACCACUCGCACAGCCGCGCCCUCUGGCCCGCCUCAGCUGCCAUGGGCCAGUCUGGUGCCGCCUCCCUUCCCGCUUCUGCAGCAGUGCCGCGCACUCUUGCUGCCUCUGCUGCCUCCUCUGCUGCGUCUGGCGCUGCUGCUGCCACCACAGCAUUUGCAGCAACACACAUACAUGGAGCACGGAAACUUGAAGUGACACCCAUGCAAGCACCACCAGCACCACCAGCACCACCAGCAACAGCAGCAGCAGCAGCAGCAGCGGGAACAGCAAGCACAGCAGCCACCACGGCUCCAUCCAUCUGGUUGCUCCUGGGCGCCACGGACCGGCAGCGACUGGAAGUGCUGCAGGUGGCAGUAUCACGCGCGCUCUACACCAUUGCCAAGGACCGCUGCCUCGUGGGCCUGGUCCCGAUAGUAGAGGCCACGCACGCACAGGGAGGGCCGGGCGGCAUGAGGCGGCGCAUGGUGGCGAGCCUGUGCACGAUGCUGGGAGGGCCUGUCACGGCGAUGGAGGAGUGCCGGCUGAUGGACGACGCGGGGCAGCAGGUGGUGGGAGCAGCAGACCUGUAUGUCUACCUGCAGCGCAUGCACUUGAACAAUGGCAGCAGCGGCAGCGGCGGUGGCAGCAGCGGUGGUGGUGGUGGGAGCGUGAUGCAGCAGCGCGCCGUCUCAUUGCAGCACAUGCAGCGGUUCGUGCAGACGGUGGUGGCAGCGCUGCGGUCCGUGACGCCUAUUAGUGACGACGCUGCUGCGCGCCUGCAUGUGCUGCUGCGUGCCUUUGACGAUGCCAUUGUCUCCUCCCGUGCUGUCGGCUGCUCGCAAGGAGGGGCGUGGCUGCAGUGGCGGGCGGGUGUGUCGCACAACACGACCAUCUAUGUGGGCGACAAGGUCACGUGGGUGUGGGAUGACGACCUACCUCACUCACUCCGAGUGGCGGGGAUGGGCGAGAUGAGCGACCCGUUCUUCGAGGGCUUUGGAGGGCAUCGCAUGGCGGUGUCACGGCAGCUGCCGUGCACUCCCAUGAACGUGGGCGAGACAGACGCCACCCACGACCCCCUGCCUUGCGUGCUCAGGAUGGACGACGAGGCAGCCGACUCGUUCACGUACAGCAGGGUGUUUGAUGAGCCCGCCACCAUCUACUACGAGGACGGCGCUCUGCCAGGAAACGCCUUCGCACUUUCUUCUUCCUCUUCAGCCUCCUCUGCCAGUGUUCUCACUGUUCUGCCUGCGAGGGAAAGAUCUGCCGCUGCUGUGAAUGUCACUGGCACCAGCACCAACUCGAGUAACGCUACCACCACCACUACCACCGCCGCUGCAAACACCACCACCACCACCAACACUACCAACACCACCAACGCCACCACCAACACCAAUGUGACCUUUGCGCCCAACUUCUGUGCGCCGGGGUGUCGCCUGCGGCGCCUGGCCAACGGGGUGUGCGAUGCGGCGUGUAACACGCCCACGUGUGCCUUUGACGGGGGCGACUGCGCGUGUGUCGACCCGCUCUUUGGCCCCGGCAUCUGCACCUGCCCUGCCGGCCACACCCGCCGCGACGACGGCUCAUGCUGUGUGUCAACAGCAGUGGGUAGCGAUCUCAACUUCCCCUUCUCACUGCAGCGCUAUGGCCCUAACUACCUAGAGAGCAACUAUGCCUUCGCUGCUGAGAGGGAAGUCGCCGUCAACCGCUUUGUCUCACGCCACAACCGUCUGCUGAUUGGCAUGAUGCUGCAGCAGGAACGGUGGGGCACACAAGUGUGCAGUGGACAGGGCGUGCUGCACCUGGAGGGGUGGUGCAGCAACGGCACGUCCCUGGAGCCCUACGGAGUGAACCCGCACUUCCUGCCGUCCUCGUCGCUGUACGACGGCUCUGCGGGCGCCAACAUGAGUGAGCUGGACAACGGCACCUUCGGCGUCAAGCUGCAGUUCAACGCGCAGGGCUUCCCCUACGGCUUCAUCCGCCCCACUGACUCAGUGGCGGCGUACCCGUUGGUAUUUGACGUGAAUCUGGACAACGAGGCAGCCACAAAACGCCUUCAGUACCUCGUGGAUGGCAACUACAUUGACAACGCCACGCGCUCCGUCCAAGUCAGCUUCGUAACCUUCAAUGGCGAGGCGCGCACGUUUGUGCUAACGACAGUGAAGUGCACAGUGAAUGGGGGUGGCGGCAUGACAGUGACCUUCAAGUCACAGCCAGCAGCCAUGGCCCUGUACGAUGCAUCAUCGGCGCGCAACGUUGUUCGCCUGGUGCUGGAAAUUUUAUACCUGCUUGGGCUGCUGUCGGACGUGUGGGGCGAGGUGUAUGAGAUGGUGGACCAAGCAUUCACGAGCGGCCAUGUGCUGAGCUACUUUGGCCACGUGUGGAACUGGGUUGACAUGCUCUCCAUCUCCCUGCAAGUAACUGCCGUUAUCAUCUGGGUGGUGCUGUGGCAGUGGGUGAGUGCGUUUGACGUGCAGGCGCGCUACGACAUCUACUACACGCUGCUGGAGAUGCCGCGCUACUGGGCCGUGCCCAACCCGCCCACGGGCUUCCUGCGUGCCACACAGGCCUUCAUGGAGCUUCAAAACAUCAUCACCCUGCGAGCCGUCUACUUCGCCAUGCAGGGCAUCAACCUCUUCUUCCUGAUGGUGCGGCUGCUGAAGCUGAUGGACUUCCAGCCGUACCUGGGCGUCAUCACGCGCUCGCUCGCCCUGGCCACGCCCUCGCUGCUGCACUUCUUCCUGCUCUCCUUCACCGUCUUCUCCUGCUUCAGCAUGUUCGCUUACCUUGUCUUUGGCGGCGCUCUCGAAAUGUUCUCAACGGUGCUGCAGUCCAUGUUCUCGUGCUUCCUGCUGCUGCUGAACGACAACUCGUCGGCCUACUUCUUCCAGCGCAUGGAGUCGUGGGACCUGAUCGCGGCCAUGCUCUUCUUCCUCAUGUUCAUCGUGCUCCUAGUCUUCAUCCUCCUCAACUUCCUCAUCGCAAUCAUCGUCGAUGCCUUCAUGACCGUCAAGGACGGCGAUGUCGUUGCCACCUCCAUAGUCGCUGACCUCGCACACAUCAUCAAGUACAAGUGGAACUGCUGGCGUGGCCGCUACCUGCCGUACCAUCUUAUUCUCAACCGGCUUGUGGACCUGGGCGCUAGGGAUACCAGGCCUGACGAGAGGCACCGCUUUCGAACGGUUAUCCAGUGGGUGCAAGCACGUCUACCCACCAGCCGUGGCAGCAGGCCUGAGCCGCCGCAGAUGGCCCGGUCUGAGAACCGCGCCGCGUUCCCAUCGGCCAGCAGUGCGAGUGGCAUGCGGCGGCAGCAUGCGCUGCGGGUGCGGGAGAAGUGCAUCGACGCCAUCUCGCUCUCCAUGAUCCUGCAACGCCGCCAUGACCGUGCGGGUCCCCUCAUGUCCAAUUCAUCACCCAAGCAUCGUCCUGCGGAGUGGCUGGGAGAGGGCGAGGAGGAGGCAGGCCUGGAGCAGCUGUCGCAUGCGCUGGUGGUGCAGUGCGGCGAGGUGGUCAGGCACGCCGCCCUGCCAGUCAAGGAGCCUGCGCAAAAGCUCAGUCUUACGCACAUCAAGGAGGAGUUGGAGCACAGCCAGGCAGCAGUGGAGGAGCUGAGGGACGUGGUGAUGGGGCUGCAGGGCCUCAUCGUGCAACUGUUCGACCGCACACUUCCUGCCACUGGCGCAGGUGCUGCUGUCACGGGCAUGUCAGCCCAAUCCAUGCCGCAUGAUGGGAUGCAGCUCUCGCCCUCGCUGCAGGCGCCGCCGGCUCACUCAUUCGGGAGGCAGCAGCAGCGGGCACUGGGGCAAGCGCUGAGCGUGGGGAGGUAG
Molecule: messenger RNA, 5223 nt
Organism: Closterium sp. Yama58-4
Lineage: Eukaryota; Viridiplantae; Streptophyta; Zygnematophyceae; Desmidiales; Closteriaceae
Source: the annotation of a GenBank genome assembly